AUGAACAAUUUAGUCCAGCCCAAGCAAGUCGUAAGCAUUCGUAUCAAUCCCCAACUCUACCGCCAAUUAAAAAGUGAAGUGGGACCGGGAAGAGUUAGUGCUUUUAUUGAAAGAUUAAUUGCUCGUGAGUUAAGCGAACAAGAACAAAAACUCGCCCAAGAAUACCAAGCGAUGGUGGCGAAAAGGAUUAAGCGGGGUGAUAUUUACCGGAUAGCCCUAGACCCCACCGUGGAGGUAGUUUUUCAGUCCGAAAGCAAACCCCGCAAAAUUUUAACCGACCAAAUUCGCACGGUCGAUAAAGAGCGACUAAGAGGAUAUAAAGGCACCGUUGACCCGGAAAUUCUAACUAAAAUUGAAAAAGCCUUAGGAGUAGUUUUAGCUUUGCGGAGAGGAUUUGUUCUUUCAUCGGACUUAACUGGGAUACCUACUAAAUUAUUGAAAGAGGAGUUGGCCCGGAGAGGAUAA
Molecule: messenger RNA, 465 nt
Organism: Funneliformis geosporum
Lineage: Eukaryota; Fungi; Glomeromycota; Glomeromycetes; Glomerales; Glomeraceae
Source: the annotation of a GenBank genome assembly